AUGGAAAAAAGUAUGCGUGUUCGUUGCAUUUCCAUCAUUGUCUUAGAUUUAAAAAUGAAUAUAACACGAGUCUUUGCAUUUCUAACCAUCUUUGGUUUACUCUUUUUCACUACUAUAGUUGUUCAUGGUGAAGAAGACAUUGUGGACGCUGAUGUUGCUGUAGAUGAAGAAGAUGAGCCUAGCUCACGCACAGAUGAUAUCGUUACACCGCCAAAUGACACUCUCGAGGGCACAGAAGGAGAAGAUCCAACACGUAUUCCAUCAUCACCAGAUUUUCGUACAGUCAAUGUUUUUAUUCAACCAGCUAGAGCAAAUGAAUUAAUUGCCGGUAAACUAACGCGUUUACUCGUCGGCGCUCGUAAUAAUGGCACACAAAACUUUGUGGUGGAAUCAAUCGAUGGUUCUCUACGUUAUCCACAAGAUUUUACUUAUUACAUUCAAAAUUUCACAUCAUUACGAUCAGACAAAGUUCUUGAGCCUGGUCUCGAAGCUACAUUUGAAUAUUUAUUCAUGCCCAGUGAAACCUUCAAUGGCCGACCAAUGGGUUUGGUUGUAUUAAUCAACUAUCGAAAUAAUGAAGGAAAACAAUUUCAAAAUGUUGUUUUCAAUCAAACCAUCAAUCUUACUGAUGCUGACGAAGGAUUUGACGGAGAAACAUUCUUUCUCUAUGUCUUUCUCUUCGCCGUUCUCGUUCUCUUGGGUUUCUUAGGAUACCAAUAUUUGCUUUCAAAUCGUGUUAAACGCAUGAGUGGCAAACAAGGUUCACAAAGUCUUGUUGGAAACCAACAAACCAGAGGCAGCUAUGAUCCCGAUUGGAUCCCAAAACAUCAUCUUCCUCAAAAUCGUUCACCAAAAAAAAGUCCACGCGAACGCAAAUCUCGCCAAGUAAACAAUGAUGUUAAUGGAACAGCCAGUGCUGGAGCUGCUUCAAAAUAUGAUGUACGAAAUCAUAAUAAAGAUAAACUUUAUAGUCUUUCAUUGUGCCUAGAUGUGAAAUAUAUGCGUCAUCAUUUACUUCUAUUUAAAAACGUACUGAUCAAGCGACAAAUGGCAUCGUUGGCCAAUACGGUAGUUGAUAUCAAAGUUGGAACAGAACCAGAAGAGUCAAAUCCAGCUGCAUUUAUUCCUCCAUCGAUGGUGCCAUUUAUUGAAAAUGAGAAAUCGAAUUUAAAACAAAUCGCGAGUAAUUUCCUACCGAGACAUUUCGAAUUUCGAACAAAAGAGCACGAGAAAAAGAUCCAUGUUGUUCAGCUGAUGUCAGAAUACGAUGGAAAUUUUUCCACACCUGUUUGUUAUCUAAACUUUUAUUUAAAACGCGCAGGAAAAUUCAUUCAAUUUGCUGAAGAAUUAGGACCGUUAACCGAUUUCCUACAACGUUAUACUGAUCUCAUCGGUGCUAUUCAAACUCAUGAAUCGACAUGUAAUGGACGUUUAUUUCGUCGUUCAAUUGAACGUAUGCAACCGGAAAUUGCACAUGUUCCGAUGAAUUUACAUCUUCAACAAUUAUUAGUUAGCAAUGAUGAAGAUCCUUCUCAAAAAGCUAUUUAUAAUACAGUAACAUUAGGUGCACCCGCUGUUCAUCAUUCUCGUUUUGCGACCGGUGGCCUAGCACGAAUGAAAGCAAAUAUUAGCGAAAAAAACAAACGUCUAUGUUUUCUACAAGAUAAAUUACAAGAUGUUUUAGUCCUGAAUAGUGAUAUUGACGAUGCAUUAGAUCAUUUAACACAUAUUCUCGACAGUCCUUCGACGAAUAUCGAUCGUUCUGUAUUGAAACUGUCGCUUCAACGUGUUGUCAAAGCUGUUUUUUCUUUACUUGAAUAUUCAACUAAAGAUCUCGAUAGCAUAGCGAAUUCAACUGGACAAGUUGUUAUCAAUCCAUUGAUAUCAAAAGUACCCAGUGAAGAAGUUUUGGAAUCCUCGGAAACGAUACAAAGCAAAGCACGAAAAUUUCUAGAAGAAAUUAAACAAUCGAUUCAUAAAAAUGAACAAACAUUUAAUAUGACACAAUUAAAUAGUUUGAAAACGGUCGCCAGUGAACUGGAGCGUCAUACUUGUAAACAUAUUAUUCGUUAUAUAUUCCAAGAAAGUCAAGAAAUAGAACGUUAUCCUGAAGCAUUUCGAGAACGUUUUGACAUUGCCUUUUCUCAAGCGUUAACAUGUCUUAUAUUCUCGGUGUAUGUUCUCCUAUCGUCUGUUAAAAUUAGUGAUCAAGCUUGGAAGCUCUACAUUAAUAAUGGUGAGUAUAUAAGAUUAGGAGAGACGAGAGAAGAAAAAAGUCGAGAUGUAUUGUUAUUCUUUCAUACAUAA
Adineta ricciae is the source of this 2307-nucleotide messenger RNA. The record is from the annotation of a GenBank genome assembly. Lineage: Eukaryota; Metazoa; Rotifera; Eurotatoria; Adinetida; Adinetidae.